UUUUAUGGAACUGCCAUUUCAGUGGGCAUAUUUUUUUUUUAUUGGAUUUUUUGUUGCCCUUGGCCAGUGUCCUUCCUACAUAAAAAAAAAAAGUCCCGUAACCCCCGUUGGUUAAAGACAGCAGCUGCUCUGGAGGAGACUGGCAGGCUCCACUCUCCUCAGCUUUUUUUGUAAUUUUCUAUUAUACAGUCAAUUAAUCAAUCAGUCAGUCAUUAAAGACAAGUGUCAGACAGUGAGCAGGAAGGGAGAGGUGAGCGAGGGAGGAGGACCCGUGUCAAAGGCAUCGCUCAUCAGCUGAGCGGGACCAGGCCGAGACCCAGAGGCAAACUUCACCACACAUUUUUACCGAGUUAUUUUUUCUUUUAUUUUGGUUCAGUUAGCGCUACUUCUCCCGCACCAUGGCCACCUGCUGACUCCUAACUGCUGGACAUGGAGGGAGUGGAGCGCUUCUCCCUACUGUUGCUGGAGGCGGGAGAGAUCUACUUUGAGGACUAUGCCGCCAUAUACUUGCUGCCGAAAGAGGUGCCGGCCGCUCUCAACACCUGGGAGGCCAAGUUUGAGAGUGGCACCAUUAGAGGGAGGCUCAAGGUGUGCUCCAAGUCGCUGGUGUUUGACCCGCGUGACUCCAGGGCUCCGAUUAUCAAGUUUCCUUACCGAGGGAUUGAGGUCAUCGAGGAAACAAUUUCGUCACACGCCAACGACCUCAUGUUUAAUGGGGAGGAGGUGGUGAGGGUGGUGGAGGCACGGUCUAACCUCACGGUAGAGAUGCUGGAGCGAGGAGUGUUGCAGCCGUACAGGUUCUGCCGGGAAGUCCGAACUCACCAAUUCCAGCUUAUCUAUGCAGAGGUCAGCGCUGUCUUGCCCCAAGUGUCGCAGCUUCACCGAGCUUCCACUCUCCCUCCCAAUGACCAGAACACAAUGGUCCAGGCCAUUGUGAGGUCACGGCAGCAGAGGAAGAGGUUUGAUAGAGCCUUACUGACUGACCUGAGUGAGAAAGAGGUGUACGAGGGAUUAGCCAGCAAGGUCACCCCGCUGGUCACCAACCCUGGCACUGUGCUGGUGACGGAUGCUGUGCUUUACUUCCAGUCACACAAUAAUGCUGAGAAGCAUCCUGUCAUUAGAAUUAACCUGGGAGAGAUUCGUCAGGUGAUUAAACGACGCUAUCUGCUCAGACAAGUGGGUCUCGAAGUGUUCUGUCGGGAACAUUGCAUGGUGAAACAUCUGCUACUAGUGUUUAAGAAGUGUGAAGAGCGCGACCUGGUGUACGAGGUGUUGGUGACCCAGCCUGGCGUGAGUCUUGACCUCCAGGCACAGGACAACAUGACCUUUCAGUGGCAGGCCGGCGCUGUGUCCAAUUAUGACUACCUCUGCUAUCUUAACAGCCAGGCCGACCGCAGUGAGAAUGACCUGACCCAGUACCCAGUCUUCCCGUGGGUUGUGGCGGAUUACACCAGCGCCGACCUUGACCUCAGUGACCCAGCUGUCUACCGUGACCUGACCAAACCGGUGGGCGCCCUUAAUGAGGAGAGGCUGUCGAGGUUAAAGGAGAGGUGCAAGGACAUGCCAGAACCUCGCUUCCUGUACGGGUCUCACUACUCAACACCAGGCUUUGUGUUGUACUACUUGGUCAGACAACACCCCCAGUAUAUGCUGUGUCUCCAGAACGGACGCUUCGACCAUCCUGACCGCAUGUUUAAUAGCCUGAAGGAGACCUGGGAGAACGUGACAGCCAACCCUUCAGACUUCAAAGAAUUAAUACCUCAGUUUUACAAUCCCGACACGACCCCAGAGUUUCUUAUCAAUGCCUCUAACAUUGAUUUUGGAGUGAGGCAGAAUGGGAAGCCAGUUGGGGAUGUAGAACUCCCACCGUGGGCAAAAGGAGACCCGAGCCGUGUGGUGCGUAUGCUGCGUGACGCCCUGGAGAGUGAGGUGGUGUCUGCGUCUCUGCAUCACUGGAUUGAUCUGGUCUUCGGCUACAAGCAGAGAGGGGAGGAGGCGGAGAAGGCUGACAAUGUGUUCUACCACCUGUGCUACGAGGGCUCGGUUGACCUGGGUGCUGUCACUGACCUCAAUGAUCGUCUGGCACUUGAGGUCCAGAUUACAGAGUUCGGACAAGUGCCAAAACAGCUCUUCUCACGACCCCAUCCUGCCCGCUGCUCCACCCCCCACCUCCCCCUCCACUGCGGCCCUGUGCUGGGGGGGCAGGCAUCUCCUGUGGGUGAUGAGGAAGCAGAGGCCAGCAUCGGGGCGGGGGCAGUGCCGGGUGAUGUGUGGCAGUGCCUGGGGUCGCUGCAGGUGGUGGGGGAGUGUCGGGUGCACCGGGAAGCAGUGAUGGGGCUGUCCUUUACUUGUGACACCACUAAGAUUAUGUCUGUUGGCCGCGACGCUCUGGCUAAACUGCUGUCUUUGCCCUCUCUGGAGCAGGUACGCAGUGUGAGGGUUGGUUCGAUGGCUGUCUCCUGCUGCCAACACGUUCCCGACACGAAGACAGUCUUGGUGGGAUCUUGGGAUAAUAAUGUAUACCGCUAUAGCUUGGAGUAUGGCCAGGUGAGUCUGCUGCUGCGGGCACACUCGGACGCCAUCUCCUGCCUGCAGUGGAGAGAUGGCACUCUGGUCACGGGCUCUCUGGACUGCACCGCCCGCGUGUGGAGCCUGGAAGUGAGUGCCAGCAGCGAGAGUGCCAUGGCAGCUGUGUCGGCUGGCCAGAAUAUACUGGGAGAGAUGGACCACGACUCUCCUGUCCUCUCCCUGGCCCUGCACCCCUCUGGCACCCUCCUGGCCACUGGCACUGAGGAGGGCCAGGUGGCAUUAUGGGAACUGCCACAUGGAGAAUGCCGGCACCUUGUUCAUUGUCACGAGGGGCGUGUGUGGGCUGUGGCGUGGUCAGCUGCUGCGUCGGGUGUGGCAGCUGUGUCAGGUGUGUCGGGUGUGGGCACAGAGGACCGUGUUCUGUCAGCAGGGCAAGAUGGAAGGCUUGUUAUCUUGGAAGCUGACGGAGGCAAGCGUGUGUGUGUCCAUCACCUCCACCAGCCUGUCAGGUGUGUGGUGUGGGACGGGCAGCGGCUGGUGGUGUGUGGCAUGACCUCUGGCGACCUCCUGGUGUUUGACAUGGGGGCAGGCAAGGUCAUCUUCAAGCUCUCUGCACACCAAGGAGCCAUAUCCAGCCUGGCCUUGACCUCUGACCUCCGCUACCUGGCCACAGGUGGGGAGGACCGCCGGGUCAAGCUAUGGGGGGUGACCUCAGAAUGAUCUAAACUGACCUGUGAUGGCUGGAAUGGCUUUGGAUGGUGUGACCUCUCCCUCUCUCUAUAUGACCUGUGACCUGAGAUUUUGGUUUGAAGGUGGUGGUUGUUGUUGUUGUUGUUGUUGUUGUUGUUGUUGUUGCUAUUUAUCAUUAUUAUUAUUAUUAUUAUUAUUAUUAUUAUUAUUAUUAUUAUUAUUAUUAUUAUUAUUGAUGUUUAUGUAUGUGUGUGUGUGUGUGUGUAUGUGUGGGGGGAGAUAAUCUCUCUCUCUCUCUCUCUCUCUCUCUCUCUCUCUCUCUCUCUCUCUCUCUCUCUCUCUCUCUCUCUCUCUCUCUCUCUCUCUCUCUCUCUCUCUCUCUGAAAAGUUGUGAUAAUGGUUGUUAGAUAAAAAUAUAUAUCAAAAGAGUUAGUAAGAGUUAUAGCAGUUGUUAGGGUAGAUUAGGUUAGGUUAGGUUAGGUUAGGUGAAAGUUAGGUUAGGUUAGGUUAGGUGAAAGUUAGGUUAGGUUAGGUUAGGUGAAUGUUCCUGCAGGAUUCUCUCAUUGGUGCUGUGCAAGUGCUGGUUUAGAAUACUACUACUACUACUACUACUACUACUACUACUACUACUACUACUACUACUACUACUACUACUACUACUACUACUACUACUACUGUUUUUCUCCUCUUCCUCCUUUUCUUCCUUUUUCUCCUUUUUCUUCUGGUUCUACUACUACUACUACUACUACUACUACUACUACUACUACUACUACUACUACUACUACUACUACUACUACUACUUUUAGUGUAGUUUUGUGUAUAUAACUUAGAAUAUUAAAUGUGAUGUGGAAGAGGAGGAGGAAGAAGAGGAGAAAUUAUGAGAUAAGAAAGAGGAGAAGGAGGAGGGAAGGGAAGAGAAAUGGUGAGGAAGAGGAGGUGGAGGUGGAGAAGAGAAAAAGAAAGAUGAAAAGAAGAGGAGAAAGGAGGAAGAAGAGAGAUAAAGAAAAAGAAUUAAGAAGAGAAAAUAAAUGAAUGGAAGAAGAAGAGAAAGAAGAAGAGGAGGAUGAUAGUUAUAGUAUAUUUCAAGGCUUCCAAUAUUAUCACUAUUAUUAUUAUUAUUUUUAUCGUGUGUGUGUGUGUGUGUGUGUGUGUGUGUGUGUGUGUGUGUGUGUGUGUGUGUGUGUGUGUGUGUGUGUGUGUGUGUGUGUACCUCCCCUGCUGCUCAAAACUGUGAUAUAUGUACAUGUGUAUACUUUUCUAAGGUGUACAUGUAAGUAUUAAUACCUAUACAUACAUACAUACAAAUAUACGAAUAUUAAUAUUAACAAACAAUUUUUUUUUUCAUUCUCAAAAAAAAUAAAAGAUAAAUAUAUUGAUUUUUUUCAUUAUUAUUUUUUUGCUGUUGAAGUUUUUGAAAGGAGAUUCAAUCGAAAUAACAACAACAACAACAACAACAACAACAACAUUAAUGAUAUAUUAGAAAGAUCUAUAUUAUUAUCGUUAUUUUUCUGCACAAGCUAUCAUUACACAAUAUUAUAAUUAUUAUUUAUUGCACUUCUUAAUUUUAAAGAGAAUUGUUAUGAUACACACACGUACGAUAUCUGUACUCUAGUUUGUAGUUAACAUGAGCUUAACAAUAUUGUACGUAAUUUUAAAGUGAAUUAUGAAAGUUUGUAUAUAAAGAUGUUUUUAGAAUAUUUUUCUUACUUUAUUUUUUUUAAUUUUUUUUCCUAUUUUACUUUAUAAUUUCCUUUGUUCAUUUAAUCUUCUCGUUCAUUUUUUUUUUUAUGUUCAAUCUUUUUCUUUGUAAUUGUGUGUGUGUGUGUGUGUGUGUGUGUGUGUGUGUGUGUGUGUGUGUGUGUGUGUGUUCGUUCCCAAAAUGCCUUAAUAUAACUUGUACUACAAUCAUUUUAAAAGAGAAAAAGAUGAAAUUUUCACUAAAUAAAUAUACCUUUUUGAUAAUAA
Messenger RNA from Scylla paramamosain (green mud crab), 5184 nucleotides. Its product is annotated as protein FAN-like. The record is from RefSeq and is a predicted model, not a curated record. Gene Ontology annotation, molecular function: protein binding. NCBI's taxonomy places the organism in Eukaryota, Metazoa, Arthropoda, Malacostraca, Decapoda, Portunidae. The transcript is spliced from 21 exons. The coding region runs from base 430 to 3249 and encodes 939 amino acids.